AGUCAGAGUCGCCUGGGGUCGGGUCGCAAAGAUGGCGUCCUCCGCCUCGGCUCGGCCUUCGGCCGGAAAGCGAGUGGUGAGUCAGGAUGAACUGCGGCGGUUGAUGAAGGAGAAGCAGCGUCUGAGCACCAACAGGAAACGUAUAGAAUCUCCAUUUGCGAAGUACAACCGUUUGGGGCAGCUGAGUUGUGCCCUGUGUAACACCCCGGUUAAGAGCGAGCUCCUGUGGCAGACUCACGUCCUGGGAAAGCAGCACCGGGAGAAAGUGGCCGAGCUGAAAGGCGCGAAAGAAGCCACCCAGGGGCCGUCUGCCAGCUCAGUGCCUCAGUCCGCCAAGAGGAAGGCGCCGGACGCAGAUAGUCACGAUGCCAAAAGAGCGAAGGCCUCCCAGGUGCCUCACGUACAGCCCUCCACGUCCGCUUUGCUCACCAACGUUGACAAAGCAGGGAAGGAGUGCACUAGAGCGACCCCUGGUAAGGCUUCGGGACUUGGUUUACUCCCUGAUUAUGAAGAUGAGGAGGAGGAGGAGGAGGAGGGAGGAAAAAGACAAGAGGGGGACGCCAGCAAGCAGCCGCCGGACACACCGGGCAAGGAACACUCACUUUCCUCCUCGCGGGAGGCAACAGGUAGUGUGCUGCCAGGCGAUUUCCCGAGUACAAAUCCUCCCAAGGCCCCAUUAAUUCCUCAUUCAGGGUCCAUUGAGAAAGCAGAAAUACAUGAAAAAAUAGUGGAAAGGAAAGAAAACACUGCGGAAGCAUUACCGGAAGGUUUUUUUGACGACCCUGAGAUAGAUGCGAGGGUACGAAAGGUUGAUGCCCCAAAGGAUCAGAUGGACAAAGAGUGGGACGAAUUUCAAAAAGCCAUGAGGCAGGUCAACACUAUUUCCGAAGCCAUAGUUGCUGAAGAGGAUGAGGAGGGACGGUUGGACCGGCAGAUUGGGGAGAUUGACGAGCAGAUAGAGUGUUACCGUCGGGUGGAAAAACUGCGGAAUCGCCAGGAUGAAAUAAAAAAUAAACUUAAAGAAGUCCUGACCAUAAAAGAACUGCAGAAAAAGGAAGAGGAGAAUGUUGACAGCGACGAUGAAGGAGAACUGCAGGAUUUGCUGUCUCAGGAUUGGAGGGUGAAAGGGGCUUUGUUAUAGGGUUUCAAGGACCCAGUAUUUCUAAAACCUUCUGUGAUUGUAUGAAAAGGAUUGUCUCCGUAUGAUGUCGGUUACUCCGUACCUGGAGGUUUGAGAACCUGCCUAGGUUAUUGUGGUACAAUAUGAGCCUGUGAAAACAGCACUUUGGAAAACUGGUGUAAGAUAUUUUUGAGAUAAAGUUGUUUUGAAAUUUUUUAAGUAUUAUAUAUUAAAAUGCCAACUUUUUCACAUAUUUACAGGUUUCAAUGUAUAAUUUUGGGUUGGAAAAUCUGUAAGCUGUAAAUAUUGUACAUAACUAAAUACAUAUUUACUUAAAUAA
This is a messenger RNA of Miniopterus natalensis, 1460 nucleotides long. RefSeq names its product zinc finger protein 830 (gene ZNF830). NCBI's taxonomy places the organism in Eukaryota, Metazoa, Chordata, Mammalia, Chiroptera, Miniopteridae. Gene Ontology annotation, biological process: mitotic DNA damage checkpoint signaling; nuclear DNA replication; mitotic DNA replication checkpoint signaling. Gene Ontology annotation, cellular component: spliceosomal complex; nucleus. Gene Ontology annotation, molecular function: zinc ion binding; nucleic acid binding. The record is from RefSeq and is a predicted model, not a curated record.